This is a messenger RNA of Aureobasidium vineae, 354 nucleotides long. The record is from the annotation of a GenBank genome assembly. NCBI's taxonomy places the organism in Eukaryota, Fungi, Ascomycota, Dothideomycetes, Dothideales, Saccotheciaceae.
AUGGGCAACACGACUCGCUGUGCGAAAGGUUGCAAUGGGUCAACCACCAAGAACGCAAUUGUGUACUUCCCUCCGGGGAACUACCUGAUCUCUUCGACAAUUGCUAUGCCUUUUGGAACUCAGGUCAUCGGUGAUGCGAACACGAGGCCGACCUUGGUAGCUGCGCCCAGCUUUGUUGGAUUGGGUGUCCUUUCCAAUGAUGAAUAUACCGGCGGCGACGGUGGUGAUCAAGAGUCAGUUGUGCCCUCCAUGCUGCCACUGCUCGAGCCAAGAAAAGCUGACGAGUCUGACCCCCAUGCAGAUACUACAUCAACACUUCCAACUUCUACCGACAGAUCCGCAACAUCGUUAUAG